Cokeromyces recurvatus is the source of this 573-nucleotide messenger RNA. RefSeq names its product Spt4/RpoE2 zinc finger-domain-containing protein. The transcript has 4 exons. Gene Ontology annotation, molecular function: RNA polymerase II complex binding; zinc ion binding. Gene Ontology annotation, biological process: positive regulation of DNA-templated transcription, elongation; regulation of transcription elongation by RNA polymerase II; mRNA processing. Lineage: Eukaryota; Fungi; Mucoromycota; Mucoromycetes; Mucorales; Mucoraceae. Gene Ontology annotation, cellular component: DSIF complex; nucleus. The record is from RefSeq and is a predicted model, not a curated record. The coding region runs from base 83 to 433 and encodes 116 amino acids.
UUUUUUUUUCUUUAAACACAGCAAAAGCAAAGCAACAAGAAAGAAAAAUAAUAAUAGUAACAUUUUCAUAAUCUUUCUAAUCAUGUCACAAAUCUUACCUAUUGAUAAAAAGCAACUACGUGCGUGUUUACUAUGUUCUUUAAUAAAGAAUGCAUCUCAAUUUCGAGCUAAUGGAUGUGAAAAUUGUGAAGAGAUUUUACAAAUGAGAGGAAGCAUGGAUCGAGUUGGUGAAUGUACAAGUUCAAAAUUUGAAGGAGUGAUAGCUUUGAUGGAGCCUACAGGUAGUUGGGUAGGAAGAUGGCAACGCAUAGAUAAAUUUGAAAAGGGAGUUUAUGCGAUUGUUGUUUAUGGACGAGUACCUGAAGAUGUGGAAGAUGAAUUAGAACGAAGAGGCAUAACUUAUAAACCUAGGGAUGGCAGUGUUAAGGAUUAACAUUACUUGUAUACACUCAAAGUGUAUUUAAUAUAUUCCUAUACAAGAUAUACAUAUAUAUAUAUAAAUAUAUAAAAAAAAAACCGUGUAUAUAGAUUCUUUAUUAUUAUAUUUAUUUUAUUUUAUUAUUUGUAUUUGGG